Messenger RNA from Tilletiopsis washingtonensis, 4113 nucleotides. RefSeq lists its product as hypothetical. The record is from RefSeq and is a predicted model, not a curated record. Lineage: Eukaryota; Fungi; Basidiomycota; Exobasidiomycetes; Entylomatales. Gene Ontology annotation, molecular function: guanyl-nucleotide exchange factor activity. The transcript has 6 exons. The coding region runs from base 1 to 4113 and encodes 1370 amino acids.
AUGAACAGCCGACCCGAGAGUGGGCGCACAGACUCCAGCGCCUCGUACGCAGACGCUGCGACUGCUGUGUUCCACACGCGAGCACCGGCCCCGCUUGGUGCUGCGUACUACGCGCCGAGCUUCCAGCCCGGCCAGAUCGUGUCGGCGCAAGCGCUGCAGAGCGCCACCUCGCCUCCACGUCCGCAGUUCGCGCCGCACUUCUCGGCGAGUCCGCCGCAACGACCCUGGCAGGAUCCGCCAGGUCGUGUUGGCUCUGCGCCGCCCGUCGCUCCUGCAGCGCGCGCACCGCCGCGACAGCUCAGCCGCGACUUUCCGCCAGUCAGCGCGCGGCCACCUCGCGAGGACCGGCCGUCCUCCAGUCUAGCUCGCAGCAGUGCCGGCAGCACCUACUCCACUGCGCAUCACAGCCGCCACAGCUCGAGCGCAUCAGGACACGCGCCUCUUCCUCCGCGCGCUCGACCUUCUGCGCCGACCUCUCCGCCUCUGCACACCUCAUCUCCCUUCGCGUUCUCCAACAGCCCCUCGCUCGACACGCCGCAGGCCACGUUUCAGCCGCCUCGCAGCAUGGACGGCGGCGGCGGACUGUCGAUCCUGCCGCCCGUCGGCGCGGCGGACGGCUCCGUGCAACGGCCGCCUGCCGCAUACGCACGCGGCGGUCCAUCCACCUCGGCGCCCUGGCCGCAGACUGUGCCUGCGCCUGCGCGCGCGCGGCGGAGAAGCGGCGAGCUGGCCAGCGCAACAGUGAGCCGCUCGAGCGGCAGCCUGCUUGCCACGUCGCCGAUUCUCGGCUCGCGCCUGCUGGACGAGGCCGACGCGCCCUCGCCGCGCCAGCUCUCGUCUCUCUUUGAAGCGCUCGGGCCGCGCAUCUCGGGUGUGCCGGCCGCGAGUGGGCCGCAGCUGAACAGCAUGAGUGGGUUCAGUGCAGGCAGCGGCUGGAGCCGCACAGAAACGGGCGAGGGCGCCUCGGGCAGCUCAGGCGGCGCAGGCGGCUCGCACGAUGCAGAUCUGCCGCGCGGCGGCGAUGGGCGCGCCAGCUCGCCCGGCUCGGGAGACAAUGGCGGCGGCGACGAUGGCGACGAGGCGGCGCGCGAGAAGGAAAAGUCGCGCAAGGCCAAUCCGCUGCUCGACCUCAUCGAGACGGAGACGGCCUUCGUCGCCGAGCUGAGCAAGAUCAUUCGCCGAGUCGCUGCGGCCUGGAGUCGCACCAACUUCCCGCCGCCGGAGCUGGACACGAUGUUCCGCAACGUCGAGUCGAUCUACCGCGUGAACAGGUCAUUCCUGAAGUCGUUGCGCGAGAUCGGCCCCAACCCUGCGUCGCCGCGCGCGCUCGGCGACCUGCUCAUGCGCUGGAUCGACGACCUCGAGGCGCCGUACAUGCGCUACUGCGACAACUACUUCACCGACUUUGACACGUGGGCCGCGGUGCAGUCCAACACGAAGCUCGGCGAGCUGCUCGACGAGAUCUCGGCGCCGACGCAGCCCGACGGCUCGCCCGUCGUCUUCUCGGACAAGAAGCGCUCGCCGGGCGACGUGUGGACGCUUGACGCGCUGUUCGCAUUGCCGCAGGUGCGGCUCAAGUACUACAAGAAGCUCUACUCGCGCCUGCUCAAGAGCACACAGCCGGGCCGCAGCGACCACCGCCUGCUGGUGGGCGCCAACGAGAAGCUCGAUGAGCUGCUCGAGCGCUCGAAGCGCCGCAUCAGCAUGAGCGUGCUCGAUGAAGGGCCAGUGGCGCCGGAGCGCGAGCGCACGAGCGGCGAUAGCUCUGUCGGCGACACGACUUCGAUGACGCACGACAGCAGCACGCCUGCCUCUGGCAACAGAGCCUCGUCGGCGACGUCUGCCUCUGAUCGCAUGUCCUCAGAGCCGCCGCCGAUGCCCAAGGAUCCCGUCACGAGCCCGCCAUUUCUGGCCACGCGCCCAAACGCACCGCCUCGCAUUGCGUCGCCUGCGCCGAGUGCUCCAAGCGUCUCUGCGCCGCAGGCCGACGACACGCUGCGUGCCGCGGGCGCGCUGUCGCUCGAGGACAACGCGGCAGAUGUCCUCGAGCAGCGGCUGGACACGAGCCGCACCCUCGACAUCUUCACGAUGAUGCCCAAGAAAUGCCAGCUGCGCAUGAACCCGCCGAAUCUGCCCUUCACGCGCACGCUGCGCAAGAGCGCCGAUGUCAUCGUGACCUUCACGCCCGCCUCGACCGGCAAGGAGAUCGUCUUGCGGCGCGCGCAUCUCGUGCUGCUCACUGAUCUCUUCCUCAUCUGCGAGCGCAUGACGCCCAGCGAGCGCGCAACAGCCACGAGCCGCGACACCGACAUGUGGCUUCUCUACCCGCCGCUUGCCGGCAAGCAUCUGCGCGUCGCCGAGAGUGCGCAGGGGAAUGCGCUCUCGAUUGUCAUCCUGAAGAAGGAGACCAUGCUCAUUCAGACCGACUCGCGGCAGGAGCGCGACGAGUGGCUGCAGCACUUUGACGCGUGCAACCGCUUCGCUGCCAAUAUGGGCCUGAAGCUGCAGACGGGGCCGUCUGCGGGCCUGCCGGCGCCCUCGCCACUGUCUGCGAGCACGCUGCCGCCGACGGGCGUCUCGCCUGCCAUCUCCGUCACGCCGUCGUCGGGCAAUGGCCUGUCGAGCACGGAGAGUGCCUCGGGCGAGCUCUUCUCGCCGCACUCGUCCACCGGUUCCAGCCUGGCGCGCGACAACUCGUUCAACUCGGUCGCCUCGUUCCCCAAGAUCGCACAGGGCCAGAACGGUGCUUAUGCCAUCGGCUCGCCGGAUCUGCGCAUUCCGCCCGCGUCGAGCCCGGUCAUGAGCCCGAACCUGACGCGCUCGCCGUCGCCGAGCAGCCCUGGCUUCGCCAACGGCUCGCGCUUCAACGGCCCGCCUGGCCCGGCGCCGGGCAGCUUCAGCGGCAUGCCGGGGCCGGCUGGACCGCCCUCGGGCAGUUCUGGCGGUCCGGACUUUGGCCCUGGAGGGCCAAGGCCUGGCUUUGCCGGCGUCCGCCCGCCGUUUGCGCAGAGCAACGGACGCGGCUCGCCGGCGGAGAGCAGUCCGCCGACCGGUCCGCAACAGAUGAUGGGUCGCCGCGGCCCUUCACCCGGCCCUGGCGGCCCGCCGGGCGGCCCUGGACCGAUGUCGCCGCCCUUCCGCGCGCCUCAGAUGAUGGGACGCGGCGGCCCGCCUGGUCCUCCCGGCAGCUUCGGACCUGGUGGCCCUCCUGGCCCGCCGAGCAACUACGGACCUGGCGGCCCCGGCGGACCACCUGGAGGCAUGCCGCCGCGCAACGGUCAAUACCCGGGCGGCCAGGGUGGCCGCGGCGGCCCGCCAGGCCCGCCUGGAGGCCCGUCAGGCCGGCCCAUGGGCCCUGGCGGCAUGGCAGGCCCGCCUGGUGGCAUGUCUGGCCCGCCCGGCUCGAUGCCGCCUGGAGGCCCUCCUGGCGCGCCUGGCGUCGCGUUCCCGCGAGGCCAGCGCGGCCCGUCGGACACGGGACCGCCCGGCCAUGGCCCGCCGCCGCGCGAGCCGAUGCGCCACCCCUCUGCGCCGAAUCUGCGCUCGCCGCAGGUGGGCAGUGCGCCGCCGCCGGGCAGCAGUAACAGCAGCUUCGUCGGCGAGCGCGUCCGCUCCACGUCGAGCGGCGGCAGCGGUGGCGGUGGUAGCGGACUAGCCAAGCUGCCGAGCGACUUCCUCAAGGAUCCCAGCGUGCGCCAGCACGAGUCGUACAGCCCGCCGAACAGCCCGACGCUGCGGCCCAAGGGUCCGACGACGAGCACGGUGAGCGCGCAGAUGCGCUGCCGCCUCUACCUCAAGCAAAACCACGCGCAGUGGAAGUCGCUGGGCGAUGCGCGCCUCAAGGUGUACCAUCUCUCGCCCGACGAGGUCAAGCAGCUCGUCGUCGAGAACUCGAAGAAGGUGCUCGUCAGCUCCCUCAUCAUGCCCGACGCCGUGGAGCGCGUGGGCAAGGUGGGCGUCGCCGUCGAGGUCAGCGACGCCAGCAGCGGUGCGGGCCAGUAUGCGCGCACGGGCAUCGUGUACAUGCUGCAGCUGCGCAGCGAGGACAGCUGUGCGGGCCUCUUCGGCGAGCUCAUCGCCGGCUCGGACCGCACGACGACGGCGACGCGCUAG